Molecule: messenger RNA, 827 nt
Organism: Schistocerca cancellata (South American locust)
Lineage: Eukaryota; Metazoa; Arthropoda; Insecta; Orthoptera; Acrididae
Product: cuticle protein 16.5-like
Exons: 5
Coding region: 140-682 (180 amino acids)
Source: RefSeq, a predicted model, not a curated record
CCCGUCGCCGGGGCGACAAAGAGAAAGAGAAAGGAAGGGGCGGAGUAUAAAAGGACCCGCCGCGAGCUGCUCAGCUACAUCAGUCCCCACAGGGCAGCAGUGAUCCGUACGCCAACCAUCCAGCCAGCAACCACCAACAAUGAAGGCCGCUCUCGUGAUCCUUUUCGCCGUCGCCGCGUGCGCCCAGGCUGUUGAGAACAAGGAGGCGACGGCAGAAAAGAAGCAAGAGAAGAGGGGACUGCUGGGUCUGGGAUACGGUGGCUACGCAGCUGCUCCGGCCUACGCAUACGGCGCCCACUCGAUUGGCUACGCCGCACCUGCCGUCAGCUACGCCGCCCCCUCAGUGAGCUACGCCGCCCCCUCCGUCAGCUACGCCGCCCCCGCCGUCAGCUACGCAGCCGCCGCACCUGCCUACACCGCCUACACGGCCGCCGCCCCCGCAGUUAGCUACGCCGCACCCGCCGUCAGCUACGCCGCCCCCGCCGUCUCCUACGCCGCGGCCCCCGCCAUCGCAAGAGUAGCCGCCGCCCCCGCUGUGUCCUACGCGGCUGCCCCCGCUGUGUCCUACCAUGCUGCUGCCCCCGCCAUCUCUUAUGCGGCACCUUCCUACUCCUAUGCUAGGUACGCUGCCCCCUCUCUCUCCUACGCAGCUCCCGCCAUCUCCAAGUACGCCCUCCACUAAGUGACUGCUUAGUUUGAGAGGUUGCGGUCUUGCCACUAAUAACACCAAGCAUCUUUUCUACAUCUUCAAGUCAGUGACCGUCGAUUGUUUCCUGUACAUUCUAUUCAUUUUAUUUACGUAAAUAAAGACCGCUUAUAUACAAAAA